CGCGGCGAGCUCCCCAUCUCGCUCAGCGACAGCCAACUCUCUCCAGCCACCCUUCCCACCAGUGCACAACCCGCGAUCGCCAGGUCUCUAGACAUGUCUCUCGUUGACAUCCUGGUUGACAUCCGCAUCGAGCUACCGGCCUACUCUCACUCCUUUGUCGUCCAAGUUGACCAGUCGUCCAGCAUUGGCGACGUCAAGCGCGAGAUCUCCAAGACCUGCACCGGCGCGCCACGCGUAGAUGGUCAGCGGCUCAUAUACAAGGGACGCAUCUUGAGUGACGACGAGAAGGUGGCAGACACCUGGAAGUCGCAGCAUGACGCGCACACCUUGCAUUUGGCAGUCCAUCCUUCAGCAUGGACGUCCGCACCGCCUACGAUGCCGUCAUCUUCGACCACAGGAUCGAGCACCCAGAGCGCGACGAGCAGCAUGCAGUCUACUUUCCCUCGCCAAUAUGCAGCGUCACAGAGGGCCACAUCGAGAUCACGUUCUCCCCUUGAAACAUCUCCGCUCGCUGUUGUUGCUAUGAUGCACCAGAAGGCAAUCCAUGUCCUCAUGAAUGGGACAAUGCCUCCACCUUCUGCCCUAUCCGCACUGCCUAACGCUGAGCGGCAGCGGCUGUUGGCAGUACAAGCCUUGCGGACAUACGGCUGGUCCUGGCCUGCCAUUCUUGAUAUGGAGUAUCCUCCAGCAGGUGAUCCAGCGGAUGGUUUGAAGUACGAACAAGUUGCCUUGAAUGGUCAACCAUACCUCUCACUGUCUAAUCCUAAUGCUACGCCCACCCCUAUCCAGCUACACGCUCUGAAGGUCUUAUCUUACACCUUCCCAAUCCUUUCAACGCCUCCUCCUGAGACCACCACUUUUCCGCCACCUGUUUCGUUCAGCUUCUCCUACACCGUCAACCCACACACUAAUCUCAAUGAACAUCUACAACGACUUGGUCUACCUCCGAUCCGCCUAGGACCAGGCCAGAUUCCCAAUCCAAACGUGCCUCAUAUGAACCCGAAUGAUCCCAACAACCUCCCAGGAGCGCCAGCACCCGUCGAGUUGCGACCCAUUCCCAUCCGCGCCGUCUUCUUCUCCCUCAUAUUGCUCAUCUUCCGCACAAUCUUUCUCUUGUACUUCUUCUCACCUUCGCGCCGUCCAUUCUUUGCACUUAUCCUGAGCGCGUGGAUCCUCUACGAGGGCUGGGGCGUUGUGCGCAUGAUCUUUGAGCGCGAGCGGCGUGAUCGGCGGCCCGCGGGCGGAGACGGCGCCGCGGACGUACGAGGUGGCGAGCAACAUGGGAACGGCGCGAUCGGGCAGAACCGCCACCGCCGGGGUGCAGCGCGCGCGAACCGCCAGCUGCAUGCCGUCCUCAAUGGCCUGUCGAGCCUCAACCUGCGCGGGGAAGAGAGGAUCCUGGAUUCCGGAGCGCCUGUACGUCCGCCGAGCCUCAGCCAUAGGAUCAAGUCGUUCGUGGCGCUGCUUCUGCUGACGCUUCACCCUGCGGUGUGGGAUCAUCGUCGUGCGGCUCUGCGCCGUCGGGAAGGCCGCUUACGGACGGAGGCGAGUGCAAUAGAAGCGGCGCGGAACGCUGAGAGCGAGACGAGUACGAGUGGGAGUGAGAGCGCAAGCACAGCUGGUCAGGACGAGGCGGCCAAGGCGAGGGCGCUCACGCAGGUGCACGAGAGGCGGCCGACGUGGGUCAAGGAAUACAUGCGCAGAGUGCAGACGACGGACUGGGCGGAUGACGUGUAGGGCGUCUGCGCUCGUGCGAGCUUGAAUAAUGGAUUUCGAUGUGUACUGAGAUCUCGAACUUGUUGUAUAUGUAUGAUAACGUU
Molecule: messenger RNA, 1820 nt
Organism: Laetiporus sulphureus 93-53
Lineage: Eukaryota; Fungi; Basidiomycota; Agaricomycetes; Polyporales; Laetiporaceae
Exons: 3
Coding region: 94-1737 (547 amino acids)
Biological process (GO): endoplasmic reticulum unfolded protein response
Molecular function (GO): protein binding
Source: RefSeq, a predicted model, not a curated record